AUGCGGGCUGGGGGCGCGGGGGCGGCGCCGCCUGAGGGGCCGCGGGCCGAGGUGGCUGCGGCCGCCGGAGUGGCGGCGGCCGCUCGGGCUGACAUGGAGCGGGACCGCGGGCUCCGCGCCCCCGGCGCCGGGAAGGCACCGCGGAAGAAGCGCCGCUCCUCCCCUCUGCCGGGGGCGGACGCUCUCCCGAGCAGCCGGGCCGGUGUCUCCCAGAUGUGCCGGCGGCGCCUGUUCGGGAGCGCGGGGCCUCGCGGGCCCGAGCCCGCCUGCCCGAAGAAAAAGUUCAGUGGGAAAAACCUACCGAAGAUUAAAGAAAAUGUUGAAUUUGCUGAAGAGAGCUCUUCAUGCAAGCAAAGCAAUCAAGUGACUGUCAGAGAAACAACAGACUUCAAGAUGAAAGAAGGGGAACCAGAAGAAAGCAGUGUACCACCGAAGGAAUCCAAAAUAAUCAACUUUGAAAGUAAAGGAAGUUUGAAAAAUGCUGAAGUGACUUCAAGUACAGAAAUUACUCUUCCCACAGGUGUUUCUACCUUUCUCAUAGAGUGUUUAGAUGAAGAUUCAGCUGCAGACUAUAGCAUUGCUAGUGACAGCCUGAAGACUUAUUCAUCCCCUGAAGCAUUCAGAGAUAACGAUUUGGAAAGAUGCAAUUUUUACUCUGUGGACCUUGACAAGUACAAGAAUUCUACUCUCCUGGACUCCAGCAAAGCAGUGACCAUAGAUAAGAUACCACAGAUCUCAAAUCUUUCAGCAAUAUUAGAACCCGCACCAGAGAAUUUUUCAGACCGACGCAUUAGAAGAAAGAGACUAUCAAAUUACUAUUACAGUUCUUCAGCAUUAAGCAUUUCAACUCCACUGGCAGGAAAAAACCUCUGUAAAAUAACAGCUGCAAGAGAGAGAACGCCAGACCUAAAAAGUGGUAUGCGCUGUUCUUCACCGUUAGGACCGGAAAGCAAGCAUGAUAAUAAAGAACCUAAAGCCAAAAGGCGGAAGAAAAAAGAAAGCAAUUUUAAUCCCUUAGAAGAAGGUUCGUCAUCGUCAUUGUUUAGGCGUGAUGUUCCAGAAAACACAUCAGCCAGAUCAAAGGGGUUGACAGCAGAGGUUCUACCCACGAAACCGACAGAUGAUGUGGUGCAAAUGACUUCCACCAUGCUAAUCAUGGAGGAAAAUAAAGUCCUAAAAUAUCCUGGUAAUGCUCAGCCUCUAGAGCUAGAUCUUAGCCUGUCACCAGUGUGUAAAGCCUCACCUGGGGAAGACCUAUUCCUGAAUACCACAGGUCCAUUUGUAAAUUCAGAAGAAAUUGUUCCUGCAUCUCUGAGCUCAGAAAAAGAAAUUAUUCCUCAAAGUCCAGAAGAAAAGAAUAUUUUAAAGCCUCCAUGUGAACGACAAGAAAUCUGCUCCAUCAUUAGACUGUCACCAGGCGAGAGGCCCUCCCGGCGCCAGCAAGUUCCAGUUAAGAGGAAAGAGUUCUGCCUUCCCAAAGGAGUGCCUGAAGAUACUAUUAUAAGUACCAAAAAUUGGAUCUACUGUAAACAGAGAUGAGAUUUUUGGCUCUCAGCAGGAGUUAACAGAAGAAAUGACUGUCUUGCUGCUGUGGCAGUGUGGUAAAACAGAACUCCUAACUAGUAAAUAAUGGUUGUAAUUUUUUUUUUGUUGUUUUUGCAUGUAUGUUGUUUGAAAUUUAGUAUUUGCAAAUACUCAAAUACUUGAUAUUAAAUUAUUUUGUACAGCAGCUAGAUCCUGUUCUGGGCAUUAUUUUGUAAGGAUUCCAUAAAGAUGAUUCUUCAGUUUGUUUAGAUUUUUAAAAAGUGUGACUGGAGAACAGAAGACCAAAUUGCUUUAAUAGAAUUACUUUGGGCUCUUUUUCUGCCAAGAUUUCUAGUUUUCUCUAGUAGCAUUAGCAUCUAAAGAUGUAAACUCUGUUUAAGUGUUAACAUUGGCUAUGAAGGUAACUGCAUGUCCUGGGAGUGGCUGUGAAAGCAUUCAUGUACUCUUGGGGACCCAGAAGUCAAUAGUAUGCCACCAUUAAACUCCUUGAAUGCUUAGGUCUGCAGAACUUGGGAGGUACAGGACUGUGUGUUCUGCUGUAAUUUGAAUUCUGAACACAAAUACAGGUCAUCUUCACCCCAUCAUCACUGUGAAUUCCCUCUCAAUGAUCAGCACUGGCAUUCUAGGUACAUCCACUUCUGCCGCUGCCAUCUCAGAGUCCUUCCUGUUUCAUCUCAGGUAUUUUGUAAUAUCACAUCUCUGUCAUUGUUUUUGCUAGUGGCUUCAGACUUAGAGAAAGUAAAUGCCUUAUGUGAACAGAAUGGUGGGAAAAAAAAACCCAAAAAACCCCCUUUUAUAGCUGAACUGUUUGAAGAGAUGGAUAUUGACCUUCUGGAUUUUCAGGUUACUGCUCACACUGUGUCCACACAAGUCAAAUUUCUAGUGCUUCCUGCUAAGCUUGUGGAUUGUUAAUUCAUAAAUGUUGUUUUUAAUGUGCUGAAUGUCUGAGAAAACACUGUCAAGAACAUGGUUUUUUCCACUUGAAUUCAUUGCACAUUAAAGUAAUUUGGACCCCUACAGUGUUCUCACUACAAUAUCCUUUACUCAGCCUUUAACUGAACAAAAAGGAACUUUUUUGAUAUUUCAAAAUGCUAGUAUGGCUUUCAAAAGUCUGAGUUUGUUUCUCAGUGUUAUCACCCUGGAAAAUAGUUCUGUAUUUCCAAAAGAGCAUGACAAGAAGACUUAAAAGAUAGUUUGACUGCAUUUGAAAAUACCUGCGAAAGUUCAAACCCUGAUCUUUUCCCCAUUGCUCUGGGGUAGAAGGAAGUGCAAAUAAUUGCUGCUGGAUUAGUCUGUGAACAAGUAUUAUAUAAACAUUCUAAAUGGCUCAAGGUUAAAAAUUAUGCCAUUAAGCUAUUUUUCUUUUAAGCAUAAGUAGAAUGAGUUCUGCCAAUAACUCCUUGGAGUCCUGUCGGGUAUGCUUUUAAUUAUCAAUAUCCUUGUUCUUGCAAAUACUAAGUCACAAGUAAUUAUACAAGAAUCUGGAGGCCCUAGGAGACAGAGGUGAGCUCCUUGAUGUAGCUUUAAGCAAAAUUGAAAGUUACAUAUUUUGUAAGUUAUGUUUAUGAUGUUUAUUCAAGUAAAGGAUGGUCCAGAAUAAAGAUAUGUUUCCUGUAAGGGAAUUCUGGAAGUCAUAGGAGAAAACACUUAUUUUGCCCCAGGCCAUUUGGUAGUGUUAUCCAAAGAGACUAAUACUGGCAAACUAAUUGGAAAGUACAAGAGAGGAAAAUAUGUUCUGUAACUGUGGAAUUGGCAGUAGCAGCCUGAAUAUUGCUGGGGUUUGCUUUUGUUUUUCUUGAUGUGAUGAGGCUGUAUAGGAGGACAGAAAUAUCAUGAACCACAAUCUCUUGUCCUUCCCUUCAGUUAUGAAAGCAGUGCUUCUUAUCAUCUUUUGUCUGACUCUUAGAGAAAGUGUAAUUAAUUACCAGGCUAGCUCUUUGCCCCAGGGAAGGAAAUUCAUUUUGAGGCUGCAACAAUCUCUACUCUUGUUCUGCUGUUCUCAAAGGAACGGCAUUUUCCCAUAGUUUGGUUUUCAGCUGAGAAAUGACUAAAUAAAAUAUCAUUCAGAUGAGAAAUGACUAAAUAAAAUUUCAUUCAGAGUGGAAACUGGCUCUUCCAUAUUGGUAGGUAAAGGUUAUGGGUCAUGGCCAGUUAAUGGUUAGGACAGAGGAGGUUAUUUGUGCAGUGAUUCAGGAGAAGAAUCUGUUCAGUGUCACCAGGGCUGCUCUGUCACAUCCCAGACAUGAUGAAGUCUUAAUGGCUUGAAUGAAAUUGCUUCCAGCGACUCAGUCCAUGCAAGAACUCUGAUAAUCCUUUAUCACCAGGAACUGUGCAUGGCAGAUGCAUGUUGAGUAAAUGUAUUAUACAUAAAUGUGUAAGAGGUUUUUCAUUAACACUGUUCAGUUAUUCUUGUUAUCUGAAGUGCACUUCUAGGAGACUUUGACUUCAAGGACUCAGAGAUGGUGGGAGAUGUUUCUUGUACUGGAGGGCUACAAAGGUACAUGUACAGGCCAGUGGAGGGUAAAGCCUUACAUGCAAAUGGUUCUGGUUUGGUUCAUAAUCUUUAGACAGAAGAGAGAUGUCCGGGGUCCAAAUAUACUGAAUGUACACAUAAGUUCACUUAUAUUUAAAGAGGCUCUAUCAGCUUGAAUUGUAAUGCACUUGAGCUUAGCUAAAUCUUCAUUGCUCUAAAUUGUGAAACUAUUUUAUUUUGUUCCCUGAGGACUCUUUAUCUUUGAGACUGUAUUUAUGUGCUUCUCUUGAAGCCAGAAGGCUUCCACAUGGUGAAAGGAUGUAAAGAUUGUUGAGGUAUAAGUCUGUGGCAGGCACGUGUGUCUUCCAUACAGAACAAGGGGGAAAAGAUGCAUCUAAACAAUAGUCCAUGUAUUGUGUUAGAAUUGUCUACAACUUCUGGUAGAUGGAAAACAAAGUUCCUACAGAUGGGUGAUUGUGAAGAAUCAUUUUGUAGAUAUGUUACACAUACACUAAAUUAUGCCUUAAAAAUAAUCUGCUUAAUUUAAUCUUACAUCAUACGUUGUUUUAGCUUAAUUCCAUUUUCCAGGGAAAGCAGAUGAGUCAGUCAGUUUUGUCAGUCCUUAAUUAAACAUCCUAGCAGGGUUGUAUCUGAACAGUGAGACAU
Messenger RNA from Hirundo rustica (Barn swallow), 4684 nucleotides. It is a transcript of the gene MEIKIN, whose product is annotated as meiotic kinetochore factor. NCBI's taxonomy places the organism in Eukaryota, Metazoa, Chordata, Aves, Passeriformes, Hirundinidae. Gene Ontology annotation, biological process: meiotic sister chromatid cohesion, centromeric; homologous chromosome segregation; female meiosis chromosome segregation. The record is from RefSeq and is a predicted model, not a curated record. Gene Ontology annotation, cellular component: kinetochore.